AUGGCGAAUGAAGGUGCAGCUAAUGUGAAUCCGAAUGCCGAGAUUGUGAGAGGACAGGUGUUCGAAGUCGGCCCCAGGUACACCAAUCUCUCGUACAUGGGCGAAGGCGCCUACGGGAUGGUCGCAAGGAAUUAUUUACAAUCGUUACCGUACAAACCCAAGGUACCCUGGACUUGUUUGUUCCCCAAUGCAGAUCCACGAGCGCUGGAUUUGCUUGAUAAAAUGCUGACGUUUAAUCCUAAUAAGAGGAUUGUUGUUGAAGAUGCACUUGCACAUCCCUACCUCGAGCAGUAUUAUGAUCCCGCUGAUGAGCCUGUAGCGGAAGAACCAUUCAGAUUCGAUAUGGAGCUAGAUGAUCUUCCAAAAGAAGUUCUAAAGCAGUAUAUAUUCGACGAGACCGCACAGUUCGCUGAAAACCACCGGGAUAAUCCAAUGUAG
Molecule: messenger RNA, 438 nt
Organism: Cotesia congregata
Lineage: Eukaryota; Metazoa; Arthropoda; Insecta; Hymenoptera; Braconidae
Source: the annotation of a GenBank genome assembly